CUGGAUAUAGGCGCACCCAAGCUGCGGCAAUAGUUCCAUCAUGUUCGCCUCGCAGGCGGUCAAAGCACUUCCGGAUUUCUCGCUGGACCUUUCGGAUCCAUCCGACUGGGAAGCAGGCUUGCUUAGGACGAUACCCUAUCAUCUUGAUGUGACUGCAGUCGCGACAGACCCCGUUUCUGGGUUGUUUGCCGUAGGGACCGCGCGAGGUGCAAUAUAUAUCUACGGCUCUCCUGGUGUUACACACAGGUUGAAGCUCACUGAGCCCGCUGGCCUGCGGGUCAAGCUGCUGCAAUUUGCUGUCUCUGUGCUGAAGCUCUUGUGUAUCGACGAGCACAAUUGGCUACAUGUGUGGGACCUUACCUCCGUUGGGCGGCCUACGCUACAACGGAUUACCGGCUUCGGUCAACCCGUACACGCAUUGGUUACCUCCCCAUCGCAUACCCAUGCGUUCAUUGCCUUAGCAGAUGGAGAAAUCAAGACGUACGACUUGCUCUGCUCACGCAUAUCCCCGUAUGCCAUACCGAAUCAGUGGAGGCUCUUCGAGAAGAAAUCGCUAGCAACAGAGCUUUCCAUCACCAGUGAACCUGGCUCCGAUGUGAUCAUCGACAUGGUAAUUCAUCCGCGUGACUUGAACCUUCUUUUCGUGGCCUAUGAAGGUGGUGUACUUGUCUCAGACCUGAAAGAGCAAAAUACUGUCAGAGCCUUCGAACUCAUCUUGUCCCCCGGUGCGCCUGGAGGCUCUGGAUUCCACGCGAAGGACAUUCUUCUACCCCGCCGCCUGCAAGCUACCGCAUUGGCUAUACACCCCUCAGGUCACUUACUAGCCGUCGGCUACGCUGAUGGCACUAUCGGCUUUUGGGCUCUCGAAGACGAGAAUAAGCCACUAGCUCUCCGCACUCUUGAUAGCACAGGUGACGAGGAUCUCAGCGCCAUCGACACUGCGAAGCUGGAGUCGGUGCUGUCUGCCCCGCAAGAUCAUCCAGUCGAGCCACCGCGCGAGCCCAUCUUCAAGCUUGCCUGGAGCGGAUUCCCGAACUCCUCCGACCCUCGCGGGGGUAACACCGUGCUGACAGUCCUCGGAGGUAUGACGAUCGACGCGUCCCCAGGUGUCACUGCGCUGCUCUUUCCGCCACUCCAGCCUCCGGCCCCUCCGAACCCUACGUCGCCCAAACCAGCUGGUGUGCCCGACCUACAUCCGCACACGCGUGCGGCGAUGUGCGACUCGCUCAUAGUAAAAGACAUCUAUACUUACGUAACGGCUGGCCCCGUCCAGGACUUCCUUCUCUUCCCUCGCUCGAACCCCCACUUCUCCGGCCACUAUGACCCGAGCGCGAUAGUCGUAACGUCAGACUCGGACGUUCCGGAGGCCCGCAUCACCGAGGCCUUCGAAUUUCCGCCUCCCACUUUCGUCAGCUUACCUGGGAGCCCUGGAGCUGUCGCGUCAAGCGGUGAUACUCAAGAUGCAGAGGGCGCCGGUGCGGCGGACGCUUUGGCGAAAGAGCUUGCCAUGACUAUGCAGGCGAUGUCUAUGUCCGACGAGGCCCGACUUGCUAGACUUCCGCUGUGCCUUUGGAGUGUCUUGGGCGAGUACCUCGUCAAGGUGGACAAGCAUACGUAUGAUACAUUGGUUCAGGACAAGCUCGUACCUAUCGACGGAGAGAUCCCCCUUCCUAUCAAGGGAGGCCUGGCGUGGUCGGAAGACCCAGAUGGUAUCAUGAAGCUCAUCAAGCUACAAUCCCACAGGAUCAUGAUCACACACCUACGCGAUCUCUCCGUCCGUUUCCUGGACGUGAGCCCGCACCUCCUGGUCAGCACCGGACCAAAUGCACCCCAUACCAGCAGCUUCCCCUCUCCGAUACCCAGACUGACUAUCGAGCUCGCGCCACUCCUCAUCGACCACUCGCUUGGUCUCUCGCGCAUACAAUCCCCUUCCGCGGGAUACGACCCUAGGUUGACGAAGGAAAGGAUAGACGCUGUACAUUUCGUCCCGGAGGCUCUAGAAUGUGUGACGGUACUGCGGAGCGGCGCCGUCAUCCUGCACAGGUUGAAUGUACCGAACACGGAGGGAGCCUUCGGCCAGAAGUCGCUUCCGGAUGAUGAGCUCGUCUCCUUGUCGCAUAUACCGCCCCGAGCGGGCUUGCGGUACAGCCCUGCAUUCGGCGUGAAGCCGCACAAGACUCGCGGAUCUGUUACUGCGUGCGCGCUGUGCGAUGUCGGCUUCCUUGCGGUGGCCUACGCUUCGGGCUCUUUACUCAUCAUCGACUUCCGUGGUCCGCGAGUAAUAUUGCGCCACGACCCCGACUCGCACAGCUCAUCAAGCUUCCUCCACAAGCACUCAGACGCCGAGCCAGUACUGUCUCUGUCGUGGACGUGUUGUAGCACAUCCUCAGACCUGGAAGUACGCCUUCGCCUCAUUUGCAGCGCAGCUUCUGGAGCCACCUCGAUAUAUGCCCUAGCGCACGACGCCGCUGGUACGUGGAGCGUCACCCAGCCUCCCGUGGUUGUAGACGCCCCCGCGCGCCCAAUUCCUGGCGGCUGCUUCGUACUUGACGCGAGGACGGGAGCCAGAUGUCUAGCAAAUCGCCAGGGCCUUGCCACGGUUCUGCAGACAGAGGGAGCCGCUGACGCGGACAGGAAGUUUGUCCUCGUCGCGGCCGGGGCGAAGGGCGUGCGAUGCACGCUUGGCAUAAACGGAGAGAAAAUCGCGAAGGUGGACUGGGGGAGCAAAGUCGGCACUAUCCAGCACGUCGAGGUGGUCCAACGGAGUGACUCGUGCGCGCUCGUGGCAUAUACGAGCCUUGGAAAUGCACUCAUCUACUCUCUUCCACACCUCGAGCAGAUACACACCCUUCCGCUUCCCGCACUAGGGUCUUCCGACCCCCCAAGCACCGACGACACGGGAGAUUUGAUUACCCACACCGCCUUCCCUACGCCCGCAGGGUCAUCGCUCCGGCCCCUGCUCAGCAGCGAGAUACACACACUGUUCUCCCGCCGCCGCAAAGGUCCAUAUACCCUCCCGUUGGUCGACCUCGCACAUGGGCGCGGGAAAGUCCCGUCGCAGCCGCAGCCCGUCUCUCUCGGUCCUCCUUCGAUGAUGGGCUCCGUGAUGGGAUAUAUCGGCUCCUUCACCGGGGCAAGCGUGGGAGACCAGAUCGACGCCCUGCUUGCGGGCCCUGACAGACCCGUUGUGCCCGUGAGCAGACUAAGUGCGCGCCCAAGUGCUGCACCCACGGGCGGUACGGCCGGGUCUUCCUCUCAAGCCUCGGUGUCUGCGGCUGCCGCGGGAAUGUCCAGCGGCGUGGCUGAUCUGUACAACAAGCUCGGAACGGCGUUGAAUGAGAGAGGAGAAAUGCUCGGGGACUUGCAGCAAAGCAUGGACUCCUUGGAACAAGGGAGCAAGAGCAUGGUCGAGCAGGCGAAGAGACUUGCAACGCAGCAGGGUAUGAAGAGCUGGUUCGGGUUCUGAAGCUCCGGCGAUCUUGCGCACAACUUGAAGCCUCGAUGAUGCGCCCGAAAUGCUCCCGAAGUCUCACAAAUUGUACCAUCAGAUAUCACAUGUACUCACUAC
This is a messenger RNA of Trametes versicolor FP-101664 SS1, 3568 nucleotides long. RefSeq lists its product as uncharacterized. Gene Ontology annotation, molecular function: myosin II binding; GTPase activator activity; syntaxin binding. The record is from RefSeq and is a predicted model, not a curated record. Bases 41 to 3466 code for a protein of 1141 amino acids. Gene Ontology annotation, cellular component: plasma membrane; cytoplasm. NCBI's taxonomy places the organism in Eukaryota, Fungi, Basidiomycota, Agaricomycetes, Polyporales, Polyporaceae. The transcript is spliced from 17 exons. Gene Ontology annotation, biological process: regulation of protein secretion; regulation of exocytosis; establishment of cell polarity.